CUUGCCUAAGUCGAUAUGACAGGAUGUGACACGAAAAUGGUAAGAAGAUCAAGACUCUUAAACCGUGGGAUACGAAAAAGCAUUGGAUGUCCAGUCUGUCUUAUUAAUCAAUGGCCUGUGGUGAUAAAUGAUAAGUCCGAUGUUCGUCUUCACACAUUUGUAGCAGUUGAUUAUUGUAUUGUAAUACCUAUUAUAAUUAUGUCUCGAGUGAUAUAUAAUGCAUCAAGUAUACAGAGAUUGCAAUGGAUAUUUCAAAGAGCUUAUUCACAAAAAAAAUUUCCAAAAAUUACAACUCACUACACUAUUAUACCCAGAGAAUCAGAUCCAAGAUGGAAAGAUAUAAAUAUGGAAAGAUAUGUAGAUGAAACAGAUAUUUUAAUUGUGGGAGGUGGUCCGGCUGGAUUAUCUGCUGCAAUUCAAGCACGUAAAUUAGCAAAGAAGCAUGGAAAGGAAUUGCGAGUUACACUUGUUGAAAAGGCUUCUACUAUUGGUGGUCAUAUUCUUAGUGGAGCUUGUUUAGAUCCAAUAGCUUUAAAUGAAUUAUUUCCAAAUUGGAAGGAAUUAGGUGCACCAUUAAACACUUCUGUGACAGAAGAUAAAUUUGCAUUUCUCACCAAAAAAGGCAGAAUACCAAUACCUAUUUUAAAAGGAAUGCCAUUAUAUAAUCAUGGGAACUACAUUGUUAGAUUAGGUCAUGUUGUAGUCUGGCUUAGUGAACAAGCUGAAGCUGCAGGUGUUGAAUUAUACCCUGGAUAUGCUGGUGCAGAAGUACUUUACCAUGAAGAUGGAUCUGUUAAAGGAAUAGCUACAAAUGAUGUUGGUAUUGCUAAAGAUGGUUCACCAAAGAAUAUUUUUGAACGUGGAAUGGAAUUACAUGCAAAGUGUACAAUUUUUGCAGAAGGUUGUCAUGGUCAUCUUACAAAACAGAUUUCAAAGAAAUUAAAUCUUAGAAAAGAUUGUGAACCACAGACUUAUGGUAUAGGAUUAAAAGAAAUUUGGGAAAUUAAUCCCAAAAAACAUAGACCUGGUAUCGUUGAACAUACUAUUGGUUGGCCACUGGAAAAAGAUACUUAUGGCGGAUCCUUUUUAUAUCAUCUUAAUGAAGAUACACCACUUAUUGCUAUUGGUUUCGUUGUUGGUUUAGAUUAUUCUAAUCCUUACUUACAUCCAUUUAAAGAAUUUCAGAGAUUUAAACAACAUCCAAGUAUUAAACUAAUACUUGAGGGUGGGAAAAGAAUUGCAUAUGGUGCAAGAGCUAUAGCAGAAGGAGGUUUUCAAUCUAUUCCUAAACUUCAAUUUCCUGGUGGUUGUCUUAUUGGCUGUACAGCAGGAUUUCUUAAUGUUCCUAAAAUUAAAGGAACACAUAAUGCUAUGAAGAGUGGGAUGCUAGCGGCAGAAAGUGUAAUUGAGGCUAUAAUUGAUGCAGAAAGUAAUCCAUCGGAAACAAAAGGUUUAGAACCAAAAUCUUAUACUGAUAAAAUACAAAAUAGUUGGAUUUAUAAAGAACUAAAGGCUAUAAGGAAUAUAAGACCAAGUUUUCAUACUCGGUUUGGUAUUUAUGGGGGUCUGCUAUAUUCUGGAUUUUCAAUGAUGAUCGGAGGAAGAGAACCAUGGACUUUGUCUCAUGGAGGUCCAGAUUAUAAAAAGUUGAAAUUAGCAUCGGAAUGUAGUCCAAUAGAAUAUCCAAAGCCAGACAAUGAAAUAUCUUUUGAUUUACUAUCUUCAGUGGCACUUACUGGUACAAAUCAUGAAGCUGAUCAACCUCCACAUCUUACUUUGGUCAAUGAUACUUUACCAGUAGAAAGAAAUUUAGCGAUAUUUGCUGGGCCAGAAGGUCGAUUUUGUCCUGCUGGUGUAUACGAGUUUGUACCAUUAGAAUCUGGAGAAGGACAGAAGCUGCAAAUUAAUGCUCAGAAUUGCAUUCAUUGUAAAACCUGUGAUAUCAAGGAUCCGAGCCAGAACAUUAAUUGGGUUGUACCAGAAGGAGGAGGAGGUCCAGCUUAUAAUGGAAUGUAAAGUAAACUGAGAUAAUGAUUUGUUAAAAUGUUUUAUAAUAUAAUACAGACAAAUACUAUUUUUAUAUAUAUUUUUAAACGUGUAAUAAUCGUGUAAUAAUGAAAUUUGUAAUUGAUAAAAAUUACUUUUUAUUAUAUUGAUAUAGCAACACGUGAAGUAUUGUCAAAUUGAAGAUUAUUUCAUUUAAAGAUAAAAAUUUUACAAAGAAUAAAUAUUAUGCAAUUGUAACAAAACAAA
This is a messenger RNA of Frieseomelitta varia, 2253 nucleotides long. RefSeq names its product electron transfer flavoprotein-ubiquinone oxidoreductase, mitochondrial (gene Etf-QO). Bases 16 to 2016 code for a protein of 666 amino acids. Lineage: Eukaryota; Metazoa; Arthropoda; Insecta; Hymenoptera; Apidae. The record is from RefSeq and is a predicted model, not a curated record. Gene Ontology annotation, molecular function: electron-transferring-flavoprotein dehydrogenase activity; iron-sulfur cluster binding. Gene Ontology annotation, biological process: electron transport chain. Gene Ontology annotation, cellular component: mitochondrial inner membrane. The transcript is spliced from 9 exons.